Messenger RNA from Ambispora gerdemannii, 1197 nucleotides. NCBI's taxonomy places the organism in Eukaryota, Fungi, Glomeromycota, Glomeromycetes, Archaeosporales, Ambisporaceae. The record is from the annotation of a GenBank genome assembly.
UUGGUUCAAAGCACUAGUAUAUUGCCUCGAAACAACCAGGAUAUUAUUGUAAGUGUGGAUUGUGUGGUGAAGGAUAGUGUCAAUCAUUUGGAUCACGUUAAUGGAAAAAAACGUGAGAGCUUAUUUGAUCCGGAUUUGGCGUUUUAUUAUGUUCUUGAAAUUGCUGCAGACAAUGAGGGUAAUGAGGGUGAAGGAUUGGAUCCGGAAAUGGCAAAGAUAUUUGUUGUUACUACAUUUUUCUUCCAACUAAGACUAUACAAGAUGAUUGUACGCAUUCGAUCUAAAGAGGGGACGAGUCGCUUUGAGGUUGAUCCAAAUGACGAUGUUAUGGCGUUAGCAGAAAAAAUUGCAAUCCAACUCAAAUUUGAUCCGUCCACACUUAAAAUAUCAAAAGACCCGCAAAAUGGUGUACAAGCGAAAUAUCUUUCUGGACAAAGCAUCGCUCAGUUAGGAAUAAAUCAUGGUGAUCUUAUAUACAUAACUUUUGAAGACGGAGCGAAACCAGGCACUUCAAUAGUUUCCGCUGGUAAACAGCCUGCAUCAACAGUAGGACCGUUUGAGCCAACAACGAAUACCAGCUCAUCAUCAGCAUUGAAUGUAAAGCAAGAAGCUGUGGAUGAUUAUCUAGAGAAACAGUCUGGCUUUAUUAAGCGAGGACGUGAUCCGAAAUUCUGUAAGCAUUCUAUACAUGGCAUGUGCGAUUACUGCAUGCCCUUAGAGUGCAAAGAGUAUGUAGGGGAACCAGAUUACCGUCUCAAGCAGCGUUGUUUGAAUGGUCAUGCUCCUUGGCCGGAAGGUAUUUGUACAAACUGUCAACCGAGUGCAGUGACAUUACAACAAUUGAUCAUAUUGAAUUUUCGACAUCGAAUCUCAUUAAUGACUUCAUUAAUUUUUAGCGCUCUACUGGAUAUCAACGGUUUGGAUAUUUAUAUGGACGGAAACCAAACGGAUGGAUUAAGUCUCAAUCUCCCAUGGAAUGAAGAAGAGUCAGUCGACGAGGGAGCUGCUGCUUGUGGAUUAUUCAAAGUCGGAAUGAUAUUCACUGAUCUUAUGGAUGCAGGUCAAGGAAAAGUAAUUUGCAAGCAACACAUUGACUCUUAUUUUCUUUCUUCCCAAGUAUGCUGUUUCUCUGCCGCGAUGCAAACUAAAAAUCCCAAUGUCACGAAAUUGAGCGCCUCCGGAAAAAUUCUCGAGUAA